Lycium ferocissimum is the source of this 1405-nucleotide messenger RNA. Its product is annotated as phenolic glucoside malonyltransferase 1-like. The transcript is spliced from 2 exons. The record is from RefSeq and is a predicted model, not a curated record. NCBI's taxonomy places the organism in Eukaryota, Viridiplantae, Streptophyta, Magnoliopsida, Solanales, Solanaceae. Bases 83 to 1390 code for a protein of 435 amino acids.
UUUAAAUUAUGAAUCCGCCUUUGUACACUUUACACUCAGAGACCAUGAAGUCAUCUCUCGAGUCAGCAGAAGCAACAGUUUCAUGGCGUGUAAUUCUAUAUACAUUGAUAAGCCAAUCCUCAAUUCUAUAUAUUGUGUAUUUCUUAGCCAAAACGUUAUAAUUAAUAUGACAUCCGUAAUUGAGCAAUGCCAAGUUGCGCCAUCUCCAGGCAGCGCGGCGGAGUUGACACUCCCUCUUACGUAUUUCGAUCAUAUGUGGUUAGCUUUCCAUCGUAUGAGGCGGCUACUAUUCUACAAGCUCCCUAUUUCCAAACCUGAUUUCGUCCAAAACAUUAUUCCUUCUCUUAAAGAUUCACUCUCCCUCACUCUCAAACACUAUACACCCUUAGCUGGCAAUGUUGCUUGUCCACUAAAUUUUAGCGAAUCUCCUGAGUUGCGUUAUGUAAGGGGAGAUUCUGUAUCUGUUACCUUUUCUGAGACUAAUAUGGAUUUCAAUUAUCUCAUUGGCGACCAUCCCCGUAACGCUAAGGAUUUUUAUCACUUUGUUCCUCAGUUGGCGGAACCUAAGGAUACACCAGGGGUCAAAUUAGCCCCACUCUUGGCCAUUCAAGUGACACUUUUUCCAAAUCUUGGCAUAGCUAUUGGUUUCACUAACCAUCAUGUUGCCGGUGAUGAAGCUACUAUAGUAGGGUUCGUAAGGGCGUGGGCUCUGCUCAACAAAUUUGGUGGACAUGAACAAUUCUUAGCAAAUGAGUUCAUUCCAUUUUAUGAUAGGUCAGUAAUCAAAGACCCUAAUGAACUCGGGAAGUUGACAUGGGGCAAAUGGAAAAAAUAUAAGUUGGAGAUGUGUGACAUUGUGACCCCUCCUGACAAGGUUAGAGAGGACGCGAUCGGAGAAGAGACAGACGAUAAUGUAAUGGAAUUCUUUGGAUGUGUAGGAGAUUGUAGAGUGCAAUUCGAUCCACCACUUCCUCAAUCUUAUUUCGGGAAUUGCCUAGUAGGGUACUUUGCAAGAAUAAGACGUGCUAACUUAGUUGGAAAGGAAGGCUUUACAAUGUCUGUGGAAUUAAUUAGAGAAGUCAUUCGGAAAAACAUGAAGGAUGAGGAGUGGAUCCUAAAUGGUAACUGGAUGAAGCAAUAUAGCACUGUAGACGUGAAUCGGUGCCUUUCAGUUGCUGGAUCACCGAAGUUUGACUUAUAUGCUGCUGAUUUUGGUUGGGGAAGGCCCGCCAAGUUAGAGUUCGUUUCUAUUGACAGUGGUAGUGGUAUAUCGAUGUCUCUUAGUAAAUCCAAGGACUUUGAUGGAGAUUUAGAGGUUGGCUUAUCUUUGUCUGAAGCUCGAAUGAAUGUUUUUGCUGCUAUAUUCGCCCACGGGCUCAGCUUUCUAUAGCAAGCCUGGCCAAAA